ACAGCACACAAUAGAGGGAAAAAAAAACAGAGAAAAACCCAAGAAAUCCGCUUCGCCGUCUCCAAUUUCGCCUGCACACACAUAUCCCCUCAGAAUCUCGCGCGAAUUUCCCCGAGUUGUUCCCUCAUCCCCGAUUCGCGAUCUGGGUUCGAAAGAUGCGCGCCGAUUCCCUUCCCCUUUCCCCCGCGCUCGGAUCACAGGAAAGGCGUGGAGGAAACUGACGGCGAGGGCUCGUCGUCGGUUCCAACCGAUCUGAUCUCGCCUCCGCAGGUUUCUUUGAUUUGGACGGGGAAUGCUCGUGUCAACAUGCUAAACCGAGGAGGAGCCGUGCGGUCGUUGCUGGAUCGUCUCCGCCCGCCGCCGAGGGGAAGGAGCCCCGCCAUGCCGCCGCCGGCCGCUGCCAGCCACGCUUGCUUCUCCAGUCUUAGCCACUCGAAUGCGCACGGCGAGAGCAGCAGGGUGCAGAGGAAGGGUGCCCUGGAUUUGGGGGCCGGUCGGAGGUUUGCGCCGGGCAGCGCGCUGAGCUUGAAGAGCUGUCUGGAUUGGCAGGACGGCAGCAGGUUCAGGAGGGUGGAUGGUGAAGGCGAGGCGGUGGAUAUCAAGGCGAGGGUUCUGUCCCCUCAGCGGCAGUUCGUGUGUGAUUCAGAGGUUCGGCUGUCGGAGGAGGUGAGCGUGAAGAGUGUUAAUGGAAAUGGCGCUUGCCGUCCUGGGAAGCGCUUUGGUUUCCCUGAGCAGGCUGUGCCAACUAAGAUGGUUGUUGCUGUUGAUGUGGAUGAAGUUCUCGGAAGCUUUCUUGCUGCCCUGAACAGAUUUAUUGCCGAGCGGUACUCAUGGAAUCACUCGGUGUCAGAGUACCAUGUGUAUGAGUUCUUUAAGAUAUGGAAUUGUUCUCAAGAGAAAGCUAGUAUUCUUGUCCACGAGUUCUUUACAACCCAUUACUUCCAAGAUGGUAUACAUCCUAUUCCAGGCGCUCGAGAUGCUCUCCAAAAUCUCUCUUCUUUCUGUAGCUUAUCUGUAGUAACAUCUCGGCAGGAUGUAAUAAAAAAUCACACAUUAGAGUGGAUCGAGAAGUUUUAUCCAGGAUUAUUUGAGCAGAUCCAUUUUGGGAAUCAUUUUGCUUUGCAAGGUCAAUCAAGGCCAAAAUCAGAGAUUUGCAGAUCGUUUGGUGCGCAGGUUUUAAUAGACGACAACCCGAGAUAUGCUCAAGAAUGUGCCGAGGAUGGCAUGAGGGUCCUGCUGUUUGAUUAUGAUAACUCGUAUCCCUGGUGCAAAACUGGUGUGGAUCAAUCACAUCCGUUGGUGACCAAGGUUCAUAACUGGCAAGAAGUCGAGCAGAAACUUCUUUCGUGGGUAGCACCUGAGAGCUGACAUUCUUUGUCGGGUGUGGGAAGCAGAAUUGUGAGCAGCAGAUAAGAGCCCAGUUUCUGAAUGAACAUCCUGGAUCCCUUCUAACAUUUCAAUCCAUGAACAUGUCAAGGGUAAAGUAGAAUACCCCAGAUCAUCAGUGAUAGAAUGACAAUGGAACAUUACCUUACUGCAGCAUGAUUGGUGUAGGCCUGAAAUGCAAUCAAACAGUCUAGUAUGCCAUUGGAUGAUUCAAGAUCACGUGUUGAAGCUCAAUUCUUGGCACUGUGCUAUGUGCAUCUGUUGGAUCAAAUAGUUCCUAUGAAUAUAUAUCUAAUAAGCAUUAUUAUCUUAUGAAUUGGAUCUUUUGUCCUGGGUCCUGAUUUGUACUGGUGCAAAGGUAGCAAGUGGUUACAGUUGUGUGCUAAUUGUGCUAUCAUGUCGUAUUUUAUUGCAGAUUGAAUCGAUGUCAGGGAAAAAAAAGUACUGUAAAUCAUCAUGUACUGGGCCUACAAUGUGAAUGAAUAUCUUUAUGAAUAUGAAUAUGACAAUUUUGUUUU
Messenger RNA from Lolium rigidum, 1904 nucleotides. RefSeq lists its product as uncharacterized. Bases 307 to 1368 code for a protein of 353 amino acids. Gene Ontology annotation, biological process: deoxyribonucleotide catabolic process. Gene Ontology annotation, molecular function: 5'-nucleotidase activity. NCBI's taxonomy places the organism in Eukaryota, Viridiplantae, Streptophyta, Magnoliopsida, Poales, Poaceae. The transcript is spliced from 7 exons. The record is from RefSeq and is a predicted model, not a curated record.